Molecule: messenger RNA, 2183 nt
Organism: Pteropus alecto (black flying fox)
Lineage: Eukaryota; Metazoa; Chordata; Mammalia; Chiroptera; Pteropodidae
Gene: SLC45A2
Product: solute carrier family 45 member 2
Exons: 7
Coding region: 3-1481 (492 amino acids)
Cellular component (GO): membrane
Molecular function (GO): sucrose:proton symporter activity
Source: RefSeq, a predicted model, not a curated record
GCAUGGCCAUGUUCGGCCGGGAGUUCUGCUAUGCGGUGGAGGCGGCCUACGUGACCCCUGUCCUGCUCAGCGUUGGCCUGCCCAGGAGCCUGUACAGCAUGGUGUGGCUCCUUAGCCCGGUCUUGGGAUUCCUGUUGCAGCUCGUGGUGGGAUCGGCCAGCGACCACUGCCAUGCCACGUGGGGCCGGCGCAGACCCUACAUCCUCACCUUGGCCGUCAUGAUGCUCUUGGGCAUGGGUUUCUACCUCAACGGAGACGCGAUUGUAUCAGCUUUGAUUGCUGACCCAAGGAGAAGGCUGAUUUGGACCAUAACCAUCACCAUGCUAGGUGUGGUUCUCUUUGAUUUUGCUGCUGACUUUAUCGAUGGGCCCAUCAAAGCGUACUUAUUUGAUGUCUGCUCUCAUCAGGACAAGGAGAGAGGCCUCUUCUACCAUGCCCUCUUCACAGGUUUUGGAGGUGCCCUGGGUUACCUUUUAGGCGCCAUCGACUGGGCCCAUCUGAAACUGGGAAGAGUGCUGGGCACAGAAUUCCAGGUCAUGUUCUUCUUCUCCGCCUCGGUCCUCAUUCUGUGUUUUAUUAUUCAUCUGUGCAGUAUUCCUGAAGCCCCACUUAGAGAUGUUACAAAGGACAUUCCUCCACAGCAAGCCCCCCAGAACCCUCCAUUGUCAUCAGACAGAAUGUAUGAGUAUGGGUCUAUCGAGAAAGUGAAAAACGAUUCUGUAAACCCGGAAUUGGUGAUGCUGGGAGAAAAAACCAAAAAUCCUGCUGCACAGACUCAGAGGGCAAUGACCAUGAAGUCACUGCUGAGGGCUCUGGUGAGUAUGCCUUCCCACCACCGCUGCCUUUGCAUCAGCCACCUCAUUGGAUGGACCGCCUUCCUGUGCAACAUGCUCUUCUUCACAGAUUUCAUGGGCCAGAUUGUGUACCACGGGGAUCCCUACAGCGCACACAACUCCACAGAGUUCCUCAUCUACGAAAGAGGGGUCGAGGUUGGAUGUUGGGGAUUGUGCCUCAACUCCCUGUUUUCCUCACUUUAUUCUUACUUUCAGAAAGCUUUGGUAUCUUACACUGGAUUAAAGGGUCUUUACUUCAUGGGGUAUUUGCUGUUCGGCCUGGGGACGGGACUUAUGGGCCUCUUCCGGAAUGUCUACUCCACCCUGGCGCUGUGCGCCUCGUUUGGCGUGAUGUCCAGCACCCUGAGCACCAUACCCUUUAACCUCAUUGCCGAGUACCACCGCGAGGAGCAGGAGCAGCAGAAGCAGCAGGCCCAGGAAGGGGGCCCAGCCUGCAGCGGAAGAGGGGAGGGCCUGGACUGCGCCACCCUCACCUGCAUGGUGCAGCUGGCUCAGAUCCUGGUCGGAGGUGGCCUGGGCUUUCUGGUCAACAUGGCUGGGAGCGUCGUUGUCGUGGUGAUCACAGCCUCCGCGGUAGCGCUGAUUGGCUGUUGCUUCGUGGCUCUUUUUGUUAGAUGUGUGGAUUAGGUCAUAAAGAGACACUGUCCCUAACUUCAGACACAGUGGAGCACAUGGCAGGAAAUCAAUCUUUUCUUCAGCUCUGCAGCUUUGGGGUCUGCCCAUUGCAAGCCCGGUGUUAUUACCCCAGUUGCAGUGAUCUACCCUAAGUGCCCAGCCCUCUGCACAACAGUCCCCGUAUUUCAGGUAUCAUUUGUCUUGGGAAAGACUGGGCUAUGCCUCCAUUCACUGGCGGCAAAGGGGGAGUAUGGGUGAUAGCACUUGCACGCACCUUUCUCCCUGUGUCUCAGUGCAAGGGUAUGGAGAGGCAGCGUCUGUUUUCCACAGGGCAUUUCGGAUCUUAAUGAAACCGGAGAAGUUGUCUAGUUCUACACAUGACUCCUGGAUUUUUUCUAUGAUGUAUUCUUUUUCUUAACUAGGAGUCCAUAUAUAGUUGGAGAGUCAUAUUUUUUAUCAGAUUCACCAGUACUCAAAAUAUUGCUGGUGACUCAUUUCAUGAUGUCCGUUCACUCAUAGUUAAUUCAUAUUUAACUUGCUUAUAAUUACUUCACAUUCAUUUAUGUUAUCGCUGACAAGACUGCUCGAAUAUCUCAUGUUGGAGGAUUUACUACUUCAGAACAACUCAUUUAAUUUAUGCAGUGAAAGUAUUUCUCUCUAAUCUGUACCUUUGUUCCAUCCUCUGGAGUCCCUAUAAAAGCUGUUCAAAACUGG